Colletotrichum graminicola M1.001 is the source of this 1449-nucleotide messenger RNA. RefSeq names its product RNA recognition domain-containing protein. The record is from RefSeq and is a predicted model, not a curated record. Lineage: Eukaryota; Fungi; Ascomycota; Sordariomycetes; Glomerellales; Glomerellaceae. The transcript has 5 exons. Bases 1 to 1449 code for a protein of 482 amino acids. Gene Ontology annotation, molecular function: RNA binding.
AUGGCGGAUAAUGGACCUGCUUCGAAUGCGGCGCAGCUGCCGCCCCCUCCCCAGCCGAACGCUGGAGCUCCAGGCUACGAGAAUGGUCAGAAUGGCCAGGCGAACCCGGCGCACAUGCCGCCGCCUCCUCUCCAUAUCCCACAGAACACCAACCCGAUCCCGACUGCUAUUACCUCGCCCAUGUCUGGCGUCGACAAGGUCAUGUCGCCCGGUAGCGCUGGAGGCUUCGGCCGCCGCGCCGCCCCCGAGCCUAACAAGCGUGCGCUGUACGUUGGAGGCCUGGACCAGCGCGUCACCGAGGACGUCCUGCGCCAGAUUUUCGAGACCACUGGCCACGUCCAGAAUGUCAAGAUCAUCCCGGAUAAGAAUGCUAAGGGCUACAACUAUGGGUUCGUCGAGUAUGAUGACCCCGGUGCGGCUGAGCGCGCCAUGCAGACCUUGAACGGCAGACGUGUGCACCAAUCUGAAAUCCGUGUCAACUGGGCAUACCAGUCCAACACCUCGAGCAAGGAGGACACCUCGAACCACUUCCACAUCUUUGUUGGCGAUCUCAGUAAUGAAGUGAACGAUGAGAUCCUCACCCAAGCCUUCUCCGCCUUUGGCUCCGUGUCGGAAGCCCGUGUUAUGUGGGACAUGAAGACCGGUCGGUCCCGCGGAUACGGCUUUGUUGCGUUCAGAGACCGCCCGGACGCCGAGAAGGCUCUGAGCUCCAUGGACGGAGAGUGGCUUGGCUCGCGGGCCAUCCGCUGCAACUGGGCAAACCAGAAGGGUCAGCCGUCCAUUGCGCAGCAACAGGCCAUGCAGGCUAUGGGCCUGACGCCUACGACGCCCUUCGGCCAUCACCAGUUCCCGGCUCACGGCGUUGCCAGCUACGAAGUUGUUCUUGCUCAGACGCCCUCAUGGCAGACGACCUGCUACGUUGGCAACUUGACCCCUUACACCACGCCAAACGACGUGGUUCCCCUUUUCCAAAACUUUGGUUAUGUUGUCGAAUCUCGUUUCCAAGCAGACCGCGGAUUUGCUUUCAUCAAGAUGGACAGCCACGAGAGCGCGGCCAUGGCUAUCUGCCAGAUGAACGGAUAUAAUGUUAAUGGGCGUCCACUGAAGUGCAGCUGGGGCAAGGACAAGACCCCGAACCCUCAAGGCGGCGCGGCCGGCUUUGAUCCUUCGCAACAGGCGUACAGCCCCCAGAGCGCCUCCGGACCGGGCUACCCCGGCACCCCGACGGCCUAUUUCCCGCAAUAUGGUGGCCAAUACGGUGGUCAGCCCGGCAACUACGGCGGCCCAGCUGCUCAAUCCCCUGCCGGUUAUGGAGCGCAGCCCAUGGGAUACGGCGGACCGCAGAGUGCAGGAGGCUAUGGUCGUGGUCAACAACCACCCAACGCCCAGUGGCCUCAGGGUCCCCAGGGACAGAACUUCAACAACGGCUUCGCUGGAUACCAGGGCUGA